AUGGACAUGUCAUUGUCUGUACCCUGGCGGGUCGGGACAUAUCACCCAGUCGCUAUCGAAGUUGAGGGGCAAAUGGUAUUCCACGUCCAGUUGGGAAAGAUCCAGAAGUACCCGCUGCUUUACAGGCUGGUCACCAGUCACGUACCAUCGUAUAUCUACAACCACACUUACCAUGGUGUGAAAGAUUCCUACUGCGGGAAUCCCGGACCUUUUUACCUCAGCUUGCGCGCUGUGUCACAAGGUGCUGGACACCUGUUGGGGGACUAUCUCACAUUUGGGAUAUUUAAUUUCCAACACAAUCUCCCCGAGAAGAGGCAAAAUGAGGAAUUCAAAAGCCUUAUUCACUUACAGAGUGUUGCAAACAGGUUUAACAUGGACGACCUUAAAAUGGAUUGCGAGACGGAGAUCUUCUACAGGGCUCUAGACAUGGGUCUGAUGGAACUUUUCAAGCUCCUUGAAGAAGCGAACUACCGUUCUGACUUGUUUCCAGAGUUUUCCGAGUACUUGGAGAAGCGACUGGUUGGUUCCGCUCUGGACUACGGCGUGGGAGAUAGCCAAAGGGCUUUUGCCAAACUAAAGACCGAACCAUCACUCUCAGUUGCUCAGAUGCUCUUGAAGGCAAUCGUAGAGAUUAGCGACGUCGGAUGCAAUUCGGAUGAAAAGAACUCCAUCAUAGGCGAGGUCUAUAGACGGAAGGUCGCCGAGGCAGCAGCUAUUUCCCAGUAUAUUGGCUGGGAAGAUGACAAGUGUCCCGAAACGAGGUGGAUAAAACCGAAGAGUGAGAUCGCGGGAAAGAGAAAGUCAGUUGCUACUCAAUUCUUCGGUCCCACGGCCCAGCAAAAAGACAAAAAUGGAGUGGAAAACUCUCCCCGAUGGCCAUUUCAGGGAGCCCCCGAACCAACUUUUCAUCCUCCUAGCAGGCCCGCGUUUGCCCCCCUUCCGAUAACUCUCCCUCCUUUGGUUCCAAGAAGCAAUGAAACUGUGCCCCGCCCGGCAUUCAAAGAUCAAUCGACGACUUCGAGACAUAAAAACGUUCCCUACGCUCGCGGUAUGGAGACACAGAUUGAUGGGGAAUGGAAAAUGAAGGCUUUGCAACGCCAAGAGCAAAAUAUUCCACUCAUAAGCAAGCAAGAGCGACACCAAAUGGCGCACAUGGCUUAUGAGACGAACUGCCUGCAGAGGAAACACGAUGCAUCGAAUGAAAGUCCAGCUCCCGGCCCUUUAACUACAUCAGGCGAACCUUUGUCGCAAGAAGCUAUGGACAACGACGGCGAUACUGAUGAUGAACAAUCCAGCAAUGAAGACUAUGGAGACCUACAGCACAUACAGCGGAUGAUGUCUGAGGUGAGGCCGCAGAGGGAACAAGAUCGACCGCGAACGGCGCAGAUGGCUUUUGAGAGUACCCUGUCGCAGAUGCAACAAGAGCGAGAAAUAAUUGCGCUGGACGCUUUUGGAAUGAACUGGUCGCAGGGAAAACACGAUGCAUCAAGCGAGAGUCAGACCCCUGGCCCUUCAACUACAUCAGGCGAACCUUUGUCAGAAACAGCUACGGAAAAAGAUGACGAUACUCAAGAUGGCGCUACAGAAGCUUCCGAUCGACCAGUACAAAUUGGAUCCGUCCUGAAUCUACCCGAGGUCACGGUGACCUCCUUUGACGAGUCUUUGCACUCUGAAUCUUCGUCGGAUACCUUGGAAGGCGACCCUGUUGAAGUUGUAGGACCGAUGGAUUGGGAUACGGGUUCAUCUGAAUAUGACUACGUUCCUUGGACAUAUUCCUUAAGGCCUGGUUAG
Messenger RNA from Fusarium subglutinans, 1791 nucleotides. RefSeq lists its product as uncharacterized. The record is from RefSeq and is a predicted model, not a curated record. The transcript has a single exon. NCBI's taxonomy places the organism in Eukaryota, Fungi, Ascomycota, Sordariomycetes, Hypocreales, Nectriaceae. The coding region runs from base 1 to 1791 and encodes 596 amino acids.